Phoenix dactylifera (date palm) is the source of this 3503-nucleotide messenger RNA. The record is from RefSeq and is a predicted model, not a curated record. Lineage: Eukaryota; Viridiplantae; Streptophyta; Magnoliopsida; Arecales; Arecaceae.
UAUUAUAGCUAGGAAACUUCUUUGAGAACUAUUACAUUGGAUCCCAAGGGAUCCAAGGCGGUGGUGCGCCGUGCUACUUUUCGUUUCCUGGCCUGUCUUUGGCAUUGAUUCAGAUGGAGACAUCCAAUUUGCCCAUUAUCAAGAACACCCAUCAAUGAUUGGUCUCACGGCCAUUUCUACGUAAUUUCCUUUAUUCUGGAUCUAGGAGACCCGCCCAUAUGUUCUACGUGCAAAGAGUAUCCUCCCUCUCUCUCUACCUUCUUUCUCAGCGCUCCAUUGGAUCCUAAUGGAGAAAAGCAAGUCUGUCUUCUUUUCCUUCGCCUUCCUCUUCUUCUCUUUCUCCGGACCUUCUCCUCUCGUUACUUUCGGCCAGCUCUUGCCCAUCGUCGAAGACCAAGAAGGCAACGCUAGCCGGAUUCAGACCUACAUCAUUCAUGUACAAAGGCCGGCGGGCACCAAGCUCCUCAGCGAUGCGGACAGGGAGAAUUGGCACAAAUCCUUCUUGCCAAACACCACCCUGGACACCGGCGAGCCGCGGUUGGUCUACUCCUACCGCAACGUGAUCGGCGGAUUCGCCGCAAGGCUAACCCAUGAUGAAGUGACGGCCAUGGCGUCCGUCGAUGGAUUCUUGCAUGCUCACCGGGAUGAGAGGCUUCCACUCCUGACCACCUACACACCCGCCUUCCUGGGUCUAAGCGAGCGAGACGGUAUUUGGUACGCCAGUUGCUCCGGCAAGGGCGCCAUCAUCGGCGUACUAGACACCGGGAUCUCUCCCACCCACCCAUCUUUCGACGACAAGGGAAUGCCGCCUCCGCCGCAUGAAUGGCGGGGGCACUGCGAUUUCCGCGAGCCCCUCUGCAACGACAAGCUCGUCGGCGCGGCUGCGUUCCGAGGCGGCAGGCCGGCGCCGGUCGAAACCGACGACAGUGGUCACGGGACUCACGUCGCCGGCGUCGCGGCAGGGAGCUUCGUCGAUGGCGCCGCAGUCCUCGGCGAUGCCAAGGGCACGUCAGCCGGGAUGGCUCCUAGAGCUCACCUGGCGAUCUACAAGGUGUGCUCCAAAGAUGGCUGCGACGACAGCGAUAUACUUGCAGGUAUAGACCAGGCCAUCCAUGAUGAAGUCGACGUGCUCUCCAUCUCCAUUGGCUCUCGGCCUCGAUCAUCCAUUGCUGGCUCUCAGCCUAGGCCUUUCUAUGAGGAUAGUAUCGCCAUUGGCUCGUAUGCAGCAACGAGGCAUCGAAUCCUGACGUGCGUUGCGGCAGGCAAUGACGGGCCGUACCAAGGCAAGGUGGUCGGCGAUGCCCCAUGGAUUCUGACGGUCGGAGCGAGCUCCACCGAUAGGAGACUAAGGGCGACCGUGAGGCUCGGCAAUGGAACGGAGCUCGAUGGAGAGUCCGCCUACCAGCCAAGCUCGUUCGAUUCAACCCUGCUGCCAAUUGCAUUCCCAGGAUACGAUGAUCAGGGUGGGCGUAGAGGUUGUGGAAACGACUCGUUCGGUGGUAUUGAUGUGAAAGGAAAGAUGGUGCUGUGCGAGACCGGAUACAACGUUAGCAACAUCGAGAAGGGUGAGUUUGUGAAGAAGGCUGGAGGGGCCGCCAUGAUAGUAUUGAACCAACGAGAACAAGGUUUCACCACAUUUUCUGAAGCUCAUGUCCUUCCAGCAGCACAUUUGAGCUUCUCCGAUGCACUCGUAAUUGAAUCUUAUUUCGAUUCAUCCACAAAUAAUACUCCCAUGGCAACCAUAAUAUUCAAAGGAACGCAAUUUGGAUCGCGUCCGUCACCUGCCGUUGCUUCCUUUUCUUCGAGAGGGCCGAGCCUGAACAACGGUGGCAUCCUGAAGCCUGACAUUAUUGGCCCCGGUGUGAACAUUUUAGCAGCUUGGCCUCCAAAUGUUGCACCAACCAACCAAGUUAGCACUUCAACUUCUACGUUUAAUUUUCUAAGUGGUACCUCCGUGGCCACACCUCACCUCUCUGGGAUCGCAGCACUGCUCAAGAACACACACCCACAUUGGUCGCCUGCUGAAAUUAAAUCGGCGAUAAUGACAACAGCCGAUAGGGUAGACCGUGAUUGGAAGCCGAUCGCCGAUGAGUACAAUGGCGGCGCUGCUAGCCUCUUUGCCAUGGGUGCAGGACAAGUGAAUGCAUCAACAGCCAACAAUCCGGGACUUGUCUAUGAGCUUCAUUCGCAUCAUUACAUUCGUUAUCUUUGUGGGUUAGGGUACACAGAGCAACAAAUUAUGGCUAUCACCCAACAUCAGAUCAAGUGUUCGAAUCACCAUGAUAUCGGCAUCGAACGAUUGAACUACCCUUCGAUAUCGGUAUCCCUUGGAUCCCCUGCAAGGAAGACCAUCAGAAGGAAGGUGAAAAAUGUAGGGCAAGACAAUGCAGUUUACUUUGCUGAGAUUGAAGAGCCAGCAGGAGUUGAGGUGGAAGUAUCUCCUUACAGACUAGAGUUUGAUAGAUUGUAUGAGAGAAGGCAUUUUUAUGUCAUACUAACUACCAAUGGCACGACUCCAGGCAAAGGUCAGGUAUCAGAAGGACAACUAUCAUGGGUUUCUAGCAAACAUGUUGUGAGAAGUCCAAUCUCUGUUGUCUUCAGCUAAAAUUCCAUUCUUGGUUUCUAUUUCUUGGUGUAACAUGCACAUUUUCCAACUCUUUGGCAAGAGAAUGAAAUGAAAGUCGGAUCUUUAUUCACUGAACUUUUUUUUGGGUAAAUUCCUCGGCCCAUAGGCUAAGAAUGGGCAGUACAACUGGGGCUUGAUCUUUGACAUAGGCUCUAACCACCAAUGCUGCAGAAAGAAGAAAGUACAAGGAACAAAAAGAGAAAAAGAGGAAGAAAAUUUAAUAAAAAUUCUAUGGAUUGAUCAAAAAUAAUUCUUCUGCAAAUUAAAUCCUAAGCUGUGUUGUACAGAAGAGCUUUAUAAAGUCCUAUGAAAAAUAGGCAAGUCGAUCCAAAAAUAAAAGGAAACAUGCUAAAAAUAUUCCACUAGGAAAUAUAAAAAUUCAGUCUCACCCCACAAGAAACAUAAUAAUAUUAGGAAAAAGAAAAUCUGAAUGAUAUAUAGUUGAUUAAUGCUCUCAGUGUUGCAGAGCCAUAAUAAGUGCAGCCUAUAUAGACUAAUUUAAAAAAAAGUGUAUGCUGUAAAUAACUGAGGUUCGACUUCUUUUGUACUUGGAUCAAAUUGUGAUAUCGAAUUGAGCAUAAUUUUGCUGGACUUGGUGAGACUCAAAGAAUUUAUAGAUCCACACUCUAAACUCAUGCCUACUCUCUGUCUUCUCUCACUUGCCAUAUCCCCUGCUCCAAUCUAUCCACCCACCAUCCCUGCUACUUGCCUCCAUUCUUAUACCAACUUCCUCUUCUCCAUUCUUCCAUUAGUUGCAGAAGGUGAUUUACACCCACCCAUCUCCUCUACUUUUUCUUUCUCCUGAUCUCCUCCUUCUCGCAUUGUUUGGGACGAGAUUUGUUCUGAUGGAAAUCACCUUGAAGCAUAUUUUCAGUCC